Messenger RNA from Knipowitschia caucasica, 1341 nucleotides. Lineage: Eukaryota; Metazoa; Chordata; Actinopteri; Gobiiformes; Gobiidae. The record is from the annotation of a GenBank genome assembly.
AUGCAGCACACUUGGAGCCUGCUGGCCUGGCUGUGUGGCCUGGUGCCCGGGCUUCUGGGGGUGUCAUGGGGGGCAGAUUUCAGGCAUCACCGCUACGAGGACAUGGUGCGCGCCCUGUUCGCCGUGCAGAGCGAGUGCCCCUACAUCACGCGCAUCUACAGCAUCGGGCGCAGCGUGGAGGGCCGGCAUCUCUACGUCCUGGAGUUCACCGACAACCCGGGCGUCCACGAAGCAUUGGAGCCAGAGUUUAAGUACGUGGGGAACAUGCACGGGAACGAGGUCCUGGGCCGAGAGCUGCUCAUCAAACUGGCCCAGUUCCUGUGUGAGGAGUACCAGGCCCGGAACCAGAGGAUCACACGCCUCAUCUACGACACACGCAUCCACAUCCUGCCGUCCAUGAACCCCGACGGGUACGAGGUGGCAGCGCGACAGGGUCCAGAGCUGAAUGGCUACUUGGUCGGUCGUGGGAACGCCAGAGACAUUGACCUGAACCGCAACUUUCCCGAUCUGAAUGCCCUCAUGUACUACUACGAGAAGACCAACGGACGAAACCACCACCUGCCUCUGCCCGACAACUGGGAGCAGCAGGUCGAGCCAGAGACGCUGGCGGUGAUAAAAUGGAUGCAAAACUACAACUUUGUCCUGUCAGCGAACUUGCACGGCGGCGCGGUGGUGGCUAACUACCCGUUUGAUAAGUCCCGAGACCCCAGGAUCCGAGGGAGGACCACAUACGCUGCCACGGCCGAUGACAAACUCUUUAGGAAGCUGGCCAAAACCUACUCGUACGCACACAGCUGGAUGCACAAGGGCUGGAACUGCGGAGACUACUUCGACGAAGGGAUCACCAACGGAGCCAGCUGGUACUCGCUGUCGAAAGGGAUGCAGGACUUCAACUACCUUUACAGUAACUGCUUCGAGAUCACUCUGGAGCUGAGCUGUGAUAAGUUCCCGGCGGCGUCUGCGUUGCCCAGAGAGUGGCUCGCCAAUCGGGAGGCGCUGGUGUCGUACCUGGAGCAGGUCCAUCAUGGAAUCAAGGGCAUUAUCUACGACGAGAACAACAAUCCAGUGGGAAAAGCUGAGAUCUCUGUGGCUGGAGUGAACCACGACGUGACCAGCGGAGCGGAUGGAGACUACUUCAGGCUCCUGCUGCCGGGAACCUACACAGUGACGGCCUCUGCUGCAGGGUACCUCCCCUCCACCACCACAGUCACAGUCGGCCCCGCGGAAGCCAUUUUGCUAAACUUUUACUUGAAACCAGCACCAAAACAAAGCCUGAAAGUGAAGCCCCACAAGAGGAACCUGUCGUCGCACAAGGCCCCGCUCAAACUGGGCCCCAGAUGA